AUGACCGGAGAGAAGCAGCCACAGCUCCCUCAGAGACAGAUGAGUGCUGCCAAACCCAUGGAGGAUCAGUGCGUCCUGCCUCCGCCGCGGCUCACCUCAGAUAAAAGUCGCUUGGCUCUGAGAAGAAGGGAGAAGAAGGAGGAAAGUGAGCCAGCCAAAAGUGUGAAGGAAGUGAAGGAAAAGGGGGAGAAGCCCGCAGAGAACGGAGCGGCACCCCAAGAGAACGGAGAACCCACAGAGAACGGAGCACCCCCAGAGAACGGAGCGGCGGCAGAGAAUGGAGAGCCUCAAGUGGAACCCAUGGAGCUGCCUCCGUUUGAAAUCAUCACGGGGGACCGGAUAGAUCCCUUUAUGUUCAAGUUUCAGUUCAAAAAUGUGGAGUACUCGUCUGGGCGGAACAAGACGUUUCUGUGCUACCUGGUGGACCGGGGGAGUGUGGAGGGGCUGCUGAGGGGCUACCUGGAGGACGAGCACGCAGGCUCCCACGCAGAGGAGGCCUUCUUCACACAGUGUCUACCCGACUACAACCCCAACAUCAAGUACACCAUCACAUGGUACGUGUCGUCCAGCCCGUGCGCUACCUGUGCUGCUAAGAUUGCAGAGGUUCUGAAGGCCCGGAAGACUGUGAAGUUAAGUAUUUUUUCUGCUCGUCUUUUCGAGUGGGAGGAGCCGGAGAUCCAGGCCGGGCUGAAGACACUGCACGCUGCUGGAUGUAAGCUGCGAAUGAUGAAGCCCCUGGACUUCUCCUACACCUGGGACACGUUUGUGGAGAGCGAUGAGGAAGCCUUCAAUCUGUGGGAGGACUGCAAGGAUAACUAUGAGUUCUAUCACGACAAGCUGGCUGACAUUUUACAGUAG
Messenger RNA from Knipowitschia caucasica, 858 nucleotides. NCBI's taxonomy places the organism in Eukaryota, Metazoa, Chordata, Actinopteri, Gobiiformes, Gobiidae. The record is from the annotation of a GenBank genome assembly.